AUAAUGAAAAGGUACAUGUAUUAUACAGGAACCAAACGCUAAUUCUAGUACUUGAGGGCCAUUACUCCUGGCCGAUAGACCGCGCUGUUUCACCGUGUUAUCCUGCUGGAAAAGCUCGAAGGUCACGAGGAACUUAAUCACAACACUUGUACAGACCUUAGUUGUAGACAAAAUGUUAGAAGAUUCAGUACCUUUGUGAAAUAAUGUGAAAUCAGCUGAAACUCCCUUCACCUCGGACACAAUAUGGGGAUUUUUCCUAGGUUCGCAAGACUUCCUCUGAAGUCCACAUUCAUUUGGUCACAGUACAGCUCUGCUGUCACUGCAGUGGGCCGAGAGACCUCUGACAGAGCUCUGAUAGUGUCCUCGAGCCAGCUGAUUCAGCAUCGCUGUGUGCACAGCAGAGGGUUGGGAGCGAGCCCAGCCAACCCCGGUGAUGCUCCUCCACGGUUACCCUUCUCCGGGGUCACGCAGAAAGACCUUGCCUUCUUUCGAACACUCCUGCCUGGAAGAACCAUCACUGAUCCAGACCUGCUGAAGUCAAGCAAUAUAGACUGGCUUAAGACAGUGCAAGGUAAAAGUGAAGUACUCCUGAGACCCAAAACAACAGAAGAGGUCUCUCAGAUUCUUAGGUCAGAUUUCCAUGAUCACAUUGAAUUUUGUAUUGUGUAUUUUGUUCCAAGACUUGUUUUCUUGAAUCAUCCUCUGUUUUUCCGCAGGUACUGUAAUGAUCGGAAUCUGGCAGUGUGUCCGCAGGGAGGGAACACAGGUCUGGUGGGAGGAAGUGUUCCUGUAUUUGAUGAGAUCAUCCUCUCCACUUCUCUAAUGAACCAAGUCAUGAUGUUUGACGGCAUCUCAGGUAUCCUCACUUGUCAGUCAGGCUGUGUGUUAGAGAACCUGUCUCACUAUCUCGAAGAAAAAGACUUCAUCAUGCCACUGGAUCUGGGGGCAAAGGGAAGCUGCCAUAUAGGAGGGAAUGUAUCCACUAAUGCAGGAGGUCUCAGACUGCUGCGUUACGGCUCGCUUAGAGGGACAGUUCUGGGCCUGGAAGUGGUUUUGGCAGAUGGGCGUGUUUUGAACUGCCUGGGCGCACUUCGCAAGGACAACACUGGUUAUGACCUCAAGCAGCUUUUUAUUGGCUCAGAAGGGACAUUAGGGGUCAUUACUGCUGUUUCCAUCCUGUGCCCCCGCAAGCCUAAAGCUGUCAAUGUAGCAUUUUUAGGGUGCUCUAGCUUUCAGCAAUUACUGGAAACAUUUCAGUGUUGUAGAGGGAUGCUGGGAGAGAUCCUGUCUGCUUUUGAGUUUUUAGAUGCUUCCUGUAUGAAACUUCUCGAGAACCAUCUGAAACUCACCAACCCCAUCACUGAAAGUCCCUUUUACAUUGUCAUCGAGACCGCUGGAUCCAACGCAACCCAUGAUGAAGAAAAACUACACAACUUCCUUGAGGAGGUCAUGACAUCAUCUCUGGUGACAGAUGGGACGGUUGCGACCGAGGCGACAAAAAUCAAGGCUUUGUGGUCUUUGAGGGAGAGAGUCACAGAAGCUCUGACACACGAGGGCUACACUUACAAAUACGACAUCUCCCUCCCUGUGGAAAAGAUCUACGAUUUAGUUCAAGAUAUGAGGGGGCACCUUGGAGACAUGACCAAGAAUGUUGUCGGUUAUGGACAUGUUGGUGAUGGAAAUCUUCAUCUGAACAUCACAUCCCCCUCUAAAGACCCCGCUCUACUGGCUGCCAUUGAGCCGUAUGUGUACGAGUGGACAUCCAAAUGGAAAGGCAGCAUCAGUGCCGAGCAUGGCUUGGGUCUGAAGAAGAGAAACUAUAUUUACUACAGUAAAUCCUCAGAGACAGUCGCCCUCAUGGGCAGCAUUAAAGCCAUGCUGGAUCCUAAAGGCAUUCUCAACCCUUACAAAAUGCUGCCAGACAACAUACGCUAAUAGUUUGAUGGUAUUCAUGAUUUCUAUGAAGAAUUACUGUUCUUAUUUUACCACUGUGUUAUUGUAAAAUUAUUUUUUGCUGAAUGGACCAUCAUAGAUUAAAAUCGAAGUAUUUAUUUUGUUCAGCGUUGUGUUUUAGAAGUGAUGCUUUAAAACUACACUGUAACUUUUGGCCCUCUAGUGGUUGAAGCAUAAAACUACAAGUUACUUGCGGAGGAACAUUGUUUUGGUCACGAGUGGUGCUCCGACUCUGCAUAUGCGCGGAUGAAUCUGUAGACUCAUGACAGCCAGGUGGUGAUCGCCUAAUCAACGCGAAGACGGACAUCUGAUGAAACUCCAUUGAUCAGGUAGAGAGACCUUAAAUGCUGUUAUUGUUUUUACACUGUUUUAAAAUAACUUUACUAAAGUUUAGCAAUGCUGACAAUAGACAUAACAAUUGUUAUUCAAAUCACGGUGGAAACUACAAUCUGGCAUGGCUAUUUUUAGGAAAAUAGACCAAAGUAACUCAAACGAUGUGUAAUUCGGAAAACAGCUUAACCAAUGAGGGUUAUAUAUAUUAUAUAUUUGGUAUAGCAGUAUAACCUGUUUGUUGACUGGCAUAUGAUGUUGUUUGAUGGUGCAAAAAUGAUGCCCUUAACAGUUUUUAGACAUUAAAAGCUACUGAGCCACAUGGCCAUCUAUAAAAAUGCAGCUGGAGACAAAAAAUGAAAUCAGCACUUAAUUCUUCAAAUGUAAGCCCAGCAUGAGAUUUUAUUUGAUUUUUUUAUCAUGUAAAUACAUCAGAUUUUGUCUAAUGUUCCUCACCAACAAAAAGUUAAAUUCAUUUAGACAAAAGAAUAUUUUGGUUAACAAUGGCUGAUGUCUCUUUACUGGCAUGAAAACAGAGCAGUCUUCCCCAUCAAAUACAAAUAAAUUCAUAAAUCAUCUGUCCGUUGUGCUAAAUUGAAAACAAAUGAAGGUAACACUUUAUUUUAAGGUGGCAGUUACACGUUACUAAAUGUACUUAUAACAACAACAACAACAACAGUAAAUUAUGCAUAAUUACAAGUAACUAACCCCAAACGUAACUCUAUAGAAAGUACACGUAAUUUAUUAAUAUUACUCAGUACUUAUUUGAGUAAGUAAAAUGUAAUGUCACCUGGCUUAAAAUACAGUGCAACCCAAAUUUAAUUCCUUUCCAGUUCAACAGGAAAACUGUGUUUCUGGAAGAAAGCAAUGGAACUACAUCUCAGCAGCAAUUUUUUUUUUUUAAAGACAGCUACUAAAGAUCUAGCAUCUGUGGAAGAGUUGGCAUGUACGUUCUCUUUAGCUUCAGCCCGUUUACUACCAGCCAUGAAAGCACUGGUUAUCCAACAGAGGCUCCAGACCUCCUGUAAACAUGGCCACAGAUAAACAGGUCAUUUCCCAGCAGAGUCAGACAAUGGCAAACUACUAAUGCGUCAUUUAGCUUUAGAUCAGGAAAUCGUAAGACGGAUGCAUGAUAAUGUGCAUCACGAUUCCCGAAAUGUAUGCUUAAAAAGAAAGCGUUGUUACAACAUGGACAACCUUUUGUUAAGCACAAGGACAUGACAAAGAAAGACCAUUCCACUGUUGUAACCAAUGAAAAGAGCAGUUGUUUUAAUUCAUAACUGUGUCUUGCAUUUUAUAUUCCAGUAACAUCAUACAUAUGGGUUCUUCAUUAUAACAUAUUCACAGUUCAAAAUUCAACAAUUCCUGUAGCCAAGUUCCUUACAUCAUUCCCCUGUAGAACACAAAUAUGUAAACGUUCAGCCAUUUAUGGGAGAGCAAAAGUGACCAGUGUUGAGCGCUACACAGCCGUGUCAUGACGGCAUCUUCAAAUUCCUAAAAAAAAAAAAAA
Messenger RNA from Pimephales promelas (fathead minnow), 3793 nucleotides. The record is from RefSeq and is a predicted model, not a curated record. Lineage: Eukaryota; Metazoa; Chordata; Actinopteri; Cypriniformes; Leuciscidae.